Molecule: messenger RNA, 2531 nt
Organism: Microbotryum saponariae
Lineage: Eukaryota; Fungi; Basidiomycota; Microbotryomycetes; Microbotryales; Microbotryaceae
Source: the annotation of a GenBank genome assembly
AUGGACACGUCGUCAACCCUCGCGACGAGCGCCACCCCGACAAUUCCCGCCGAACAGCUUGCCGCACUUACAUCGCUGCUGUCGGGACUCACCGCUGCCGCUUCCGGCACUACCGCACCCGCCACGACAUCCGGCUCCAAUCGCAAUGCCUUCCCGAAGCAUGCGCGGUUGGACGGGCCGAAGACGUUCGCGAACUGGACACGCCAGCUUCGCCUGUGCCUAGCGGACGACAUCCGCUCCUACGUCCUCGACGGAAUCACCCCCGACGAUUGGACGCCUUCGCAACGCUCCGCCCGCGACGUCGUGGCACGCGAGAUCCUUGCAAACUCAAUCGACUCGGCCGAAGUCUCGGCAGUCCUCGACAAGAUCCCUACGGCCGACCUCACAGCGCCCAAGAUUUACUCGACGCUGAAAUCGCGAUACGCCCCUGAUGACGCCACUCGCACGCUCGAGCUCUUCUCGCGACUCUGGGGCUUCCGACCCAUGCCCGGAACGGUUGGCGAAUUUGACAGUUGGAUCAUGGACUUCAAGUCGGUCGCGCAAGAGAUCAUCGAUACGAAAACGACGAUCAACGACGUCCUUGCCACACUCCUCCUCGCGAUCGCCCACCCGUCACUCGAGAGCUUCAAGGCAACGUUCACCGACGAACAACGCACGCAACGAACUCUCCCUGACAUCGAUUCAGUGGCCGACCGUAUGCGAGUUCAACUCCGGUCAACGAACCUCUCCAACGAUCAAUCGGCCCUCCUUGCCUCGUCGUCGCCACGUUCUACCCGUACCAAGUGCCUCGCCUGUCGCAGCUCUUCUCACCGCGUCGCACAAUGCCCUACAAGGGCCCAGCAUCCACCGCCAGGCCCGUGUCGCUCCUGCAAGAAGAAGGACCACUGGUCUUUCGACUGCAAAAAGGCUCUUGAGGACGGGAAAACGCCCGACACCUCUGAUGCGCAACACCAUGUCGGAUGUCUCGCCACCGGUCUUCUCGCACAUCGUCGUCAGCUUCGCAACAACUCCUUCGUCGUCGACUCGGGUGCCACUUCGCACAUGGUCUCGGACAAGUCGCUGUUCACGGCCUAUCGCCACAUCGCUCCUACGAAGAUUGGUGGUAUUGCAGGGGGCAUCAACGCCGUCGGAACGGGAAACAUCGCCUUUGUUGCCGCCUCCGGUCACCCGAUCACGCUUACCGGCGUGCUGCACACCCCGGGCCUGUCUGUCAACCUCCUCUCGGUCUCUCGACUUUGCGACACCGACGAUGUCCGUGUCGCCUUCACGAAGCACGGCAUCCAUAUCGACAAGAACGGCAAUGCUAUCGCUGAAGGCGCAAGACUCGAGGAAGGGCUCUACUUGCUGGACGCUGAUCAUUCCAAAUGUCAGCAUCUCGCUCUCCUCUCUCGCUCACAGUCUUCCGUGCCCCUGCUGACCCUUCACCGCUGCCUCGGCCAUCUCGCACCGUCGUCCAUACAGAAGAUGGUUGCCGCUGGUUUGCUGGAAGGUCUCGGGGCCGGAUAUAGUGACGAAGAGGUAGAGAAGUUUGUCUGCAAUGCUUGCCUCAGUGCAAAGGGCCAUCGUCUUCCUUUUCCCGAUUCGGACUCGCACUCCUCAGAGAGACUCGGCCUCGUACACAGCGAUGUGCUUUCCUUUCCCGAGUCGUCCUUGACUGGCAAGCGUUACCUGGUCACGUUUCUUGACGACUUCUCGCGCAAACUGUGGGCAUACGCGAUCGGACACAAAAGCGAAGUCUUUGGCGUGUUCAAGACAUGGCUUGCCGAGGUCGAACUCGAGACGGGUGCAAAACUGAAGGUCCUCCGAACCGACAAUGGUGGCGAAUACUGUUCGAGAGCGUUCACGGAAUUCUGUAAGGCACGCGGCACACGUCGACAAUACUCUAUCCCUCGAACGCCUCAACAGAACGGUCGUGCCGAACGAGUCAAUCGUUCUAUCGUCGAAGGUGUCCUUGCCCUCCUUGCAGACGCCCACUUACCCAAAUCAUUCUGGGAGGAGGCAGCAGCUUAUUUCGUCUACUGCAAGAACCUGUGCGAACACUCGGCCCUGGACAAGGCAACACCGAACUUCGCCUGGCAGGGCGACCGCACCAACGCCUCGGCGCUUCACCCGUUCGGCUGCACGGCUUGGCUCACAGUCGCGCCUGAACUUCGCUCGAAACUCGACCCGAAAGCGGUUCGCGUUCUCUUCACCGGCUAUGACCUGGCUUCUAAAGCCUUCCGUUUCUACGACACGACGACCAAGAAGAUCAGUUUGGGCAGAAAUGCCAGGUUCCUCGACAACGAAUUUCCCGGGUUACGUAGCGACUCCACCGAGCAAGACGCCGACACGCACUUCGCCAGCGCUUGCCCGACCACCGAAUCCCAAGCCGUUGUCAAGACAUGGACCCCACUAGUAAGGUCGGCGCACAUGGACGUCUCAUCCUCUCUUGAUGACUCUGCCAUGAGCGCCGUUGACGUGGCCCCAGGGUACACUGGCGGAACCUUACUUAAUUCCACAGAUGCCGAAUCGUCCUCGUCACCGUCUCCUGA